Molecule: messenger RNA, 849 nt
Organism: Centruroides sculpturatus (bark scorpion)
Lineage: Eukaryota; Metazoa; Arthropoda; Arachnida; Scorpiones; Buthidae
Product: centrosomal protein of 162 kDa-like
Exons: 6
Coding region: 1-849 (282 amino acids)
Biological process (GO): cilium assembly
Cellular component (GO): centriole; centrosome; axonemal microtubule
Source: RefSeq, a predicted model, not a curated record
AUGUUUGGAUAUUUUAAAGCUAUUGUAAAUGAUUUGAAAGAUGAUGAUGAAAAAUUGCCAACUUUAAAAAGUUCAGAAGAAAGUAAGAUUGAAUCCAAAGAAGUGAAUGAAAUUAUAAAUCAACCCAUCAAACAGUUUGAAAUUGAUGAAACAAAUGUAAAGGAAAUAAGUAAAGAUGAUGAUUAUGAUAAAGUUCUGGAUAGAGAAAAAGAUUUACUUCAAAAACUUUCAAAAUUUCAAAACUUGUAUUAUGAAGAACAAAAGGAAAAUGUUAAAUUAAAAAGUCGUUUAUUAAAUGUAGAAAAAGAGAUAGAAAAUAAAUUGUUAGAACAGAGAUUACAAUUGGAAGAAAACACUAAUAAAUUACACCAAGAAAAAAUAAUUUUAUCAGCAAGGCUUGAAGAAAUGGAAUUGCAUCAUUCAUCAAGCAAUAAAUUUUCUAAUGAAGAAAUUUCUAGCAUGAAACAAUGUAUUCAUCAGCAAGAAAAAGAAUUAAAGGAACAGGAACGUCUGUUACAAGGAUAUCAACAAGAAAAUGAAAGGCUAUAUUUAGAAUUAAAAACAGUUCAAAAGCAAAAGAAAUUGAAUGAAGGAAAACAUAAAACUCAAAUUGAAAAAUUACACAGCGAAUUAAUUAGAGUAAAAGAGCAACUGUAUUUGAGGGAGCGAGCAAGUAAUUUUAAAUUGAAAGAAGUGGAGAAAUCAGAAAAUACUUCAAACAUUGAAAAAAACAAUGAUGAAAAUGCAAAAGGUGAAAUAAUUCAGAUUAAUGAAGAUGAAAGUUUAAAACAAACUUUGUCAAUGAAACAGGAAGAAAUAUCUGUAAAUAUAAAUUACAUAUUAAAAUAA